AUGAGAGUCCUGACUUGUCCGCUCCCCUCUGUAGAUCCGAGGAAGACGGCAUAUUUUUGGGACAGUGUCAGCUGCCAGCUGCUGUGUCCUUUCGUUUUUAAACUACUGUUGGCCUUAUUGCUGACGUGCAGCACCUGUACGAAUGCCAAAUUGACCGUCAACGCUAAGGGUUGCGAUAUUAUUGAACCGAUCGACGGCACGUUGGGUGACGCAUGUCGAUGCUUCGCUACCCUGAGGACAUCGAACAACAAGGAAUACGGUAAUGGAACGGAUGAUGAUGAGUGGAGCACCGUGGAACGGGGUUCGCAUAUCCCGUGGGUCGGAUGUACUCGAGAGCGGAUGCCAGCCAUCUACCGGGCGCUAGACUCGCUAAAGAACGGUACUCGACUCAGCAAGCUGUGGAUAUGGGACAGUCUGAUUCCGGUGGUGCCUUUGAAGUUCUUCGCCAAGUUGCGCAUGAGAUGGCUUGUGCUGGAGAAUAGCCAUGUUGGUGAAUUCUUGCCUGGGGUUUUGACCCCUCUUGGCCGCGAUUUGCGAGUUCUCGAACUAAAGAACAAUAUCAUCUAUAAAUUGGAUGCUCCGAUCUUUGCUGGCCUCGAUUCACUUUUCACUCUCGACCUCAGUGGCAACAGACUCUCAGAGUUGAAUCGGAACUCAUUCGGAAGUGCCUUGCCUUCCUUGAGGACUCUUAUUCUGUACAAGAACAACAUUUCAGUUGUCGGCAACCAUACGUUUACUCACAUACCGAAGCUCGAGACAUUGAAUCUCGCCCGAAAUGCUAUAUCUGAAAUCGGAAGUCAUGCUUUUGACGGCCUGAUAAAUCUGAAGGUGUUGAAUUUGGAGCACAACCAGAUCCGAAUCAUUGCCAACGACGCCUUUGACUCUCUCGCAAGUCUCAGGGUGCUAAACCUGGGAAGCAAUCAGUUGUCGUCGUUGUCGUUUACCAUGCUGCCUGCUCUCGUGCAGCUGUUGCUACACAACAAUUCCUUCCGUCACGUUGGAGACAUUCGUUCGUCCUCACCUUUGACAGAGCUCAAGUCAUUGUACCUCGACAGGAACCAGAUCACGCAGCUCAGCAACGACGAUUUUAAGGCGUUUUCAUCGCUGACCACUCUUUCCAUGACGUGCAAUGAACUGAGCACUUUCGAGCCUGAUUCUCUGGCCGCAUUGAACGCUCUUAAGGUCUUGUCGUUGCAGAACAACAAGAUCAGCCACAUACCAGAUGGCCUGUUCGUGAACUUGAGGAACCUGACUCAGCUGUUUCUGUCCCAGAAUAACUUGAGCGAUUUUUUCGGCAACAUAUUUAUCGGUCUCGACCAGUUGGAAAUCCUCACUGCCUCGCAUAACCGCAUCAGAAGCAUAGAACACUCCGUGUUCGCUAAUUUUACUGCCCUCCGAAAAUUGUACCUCAACGACAAUCAGUUACGGUCACUGUACAAUGAUACUUUCGCCGAAAUUCAGGAUACUUUGGUAGCCUUGGAUCUGUCUGACAAUCCAUGGCAGUGUGAUUGCAAUAUGCUUUGGUUCGUGCAGUGGAUAAACGAAGUGAAGAACGUCGUGCUGAACGACUUCCAGACCCUGUGCGAUCAGAAUGCCUAUCAGCUGAGCUCGGUGUUGCACGAGCUGUCGAACUACUGCCAAAGAGCGGAGAACCAGCGUCUGGGUAUGGUUCCGGGCGGAGGUGAAUCGAGGAACAUCUGGAUCUCAGUGUUCAGUAUCAUUCUCGGAGUGGCGUCAAUUCUGAUCCUCUCCGCAGUGGCGAUGCUCUACAUCCAGGACGGUAUAAUGAUGAGCAAACAGGAGAUGAAGAGAGUGCCGUCGGAUAUGGUCGGACUAAUCUCAGAUCGUCAUGUGGAAAGAUCGAGAUCGUAA
Messenger RNA from Soboliphyme baturini, 1872 nucleotides. The record is from the annotation of a GenBank genome assembly. Lineage: Eukaryota; Metazoa; Nematoda; Enoplea; Dioctophymatida; Soboliphymatidae.